Molecule: messenger RNA, 1460 nt
Organism: Rhodamnia argentea
Lineage: Eukaryota; Viridiplantae; Streptophyta; Magnoliopsida; Myrtales; Myrtaceae
Product: probable RNA methyltransferase At5g51130
Exons: 8
Coding region: 216-1079 (287 amino acids)
Biological process (GO): snRNA modification
Molecular function (GO): snRNA binding; O-methyltransferase activity; RNA methyltransferase activity
Source: RefSeq, a predicted model, not a curated record
CCAAAGCUUCCCACCGUCGGUUCCACAGUGUGGAGCACCAGAAAGGGCUCGCCGGGCUGCUUCUCGGUUCUCUCCACAGCGUUCUCGUCAAGCCUCAGAAGUCUCUCUACGGCGGGACCGUUUCCGACGCAAAAACCCUAAACUGAUCGUCCUCCAUUGACAUUCGCCACCCCACUCUCUCUCUCUCUAGGGGGGAAGCGAUUGAAGCGGAAAAGAUGGACGGAGAAAUCGCAGAGGAGGAGCGGGGGCAGCCGAAGAAGAGAACGCAGAAGCGAAACCGCAAGGAAUUCGCUCCCUUCGGCAACUACAGAAGCUACUACGGCUAUCGCGUAGGUCAGGAAUUGGAUGAAGAUCCGCGGUUGAAAGUCUUGAAGAAGGAGUGGUUCGAAGGCAAGGACUGUCUCGACGUUGGCUGCAACAUUGGGCUUGUCGCUAUCUACAUUGCAAAAAAGUUUUGCUGCCGGAGCAUUUUGGGAAUUGACAUCGACUCAAACCGAAUUGAGGAUGCUUAUUGGAACCUCAGGAAAACUGUAAGAAUGCAAUCUGCCGGUAAGAGCCAUUCAAAGACUUGCCAAUCAGGGCCUGAAGAGAGACCAGAUGAUGAUGCACAAAACCUUAGCAUGUCAAAAUAUGGGGAAACAGGGAAAAGUACAAAGAACCAGUGUCUUUCAGAGAAGAGAGAUCUCGAUGAGAUCGUAUCUUUCCGGAAGGAAAAUUUUGUUCUAGCUCGGGCUGAUGCUCAUGAAAGUUAUGAUACCAUUCUUUGUUUAAGCGUGACAAAGUGGAUUCAUCUGAACUGGGGUGAUGAGGGGCUAAUUACUUUGUUUUCAAAGAUCUGGCGACUUCUUCGACAGGGUGGCAUCCUUAUCUUGGAGCCUCAACCUUGGCGUUCAUAUGAACAAAAUCGUCUGGUGUCUGAGACAACAGCGGCAAAUUAUGACAAGAUCAUGUAUCCACCGGAGAUUUUUCAGGAUAUACUUCUUGAUAAGAUAGGCUUUAGGACAGUAGAGGACCUUACCUCCGGUUUGUCGGGGACCAAAGCCGGAUUCAAUAGACCAGUAUUGGCAUUCCGGAAAUAACUAAAUGGGGGAAAGCUGCAAUUGUGCACUGAAGUUUGAUACUUGCGGUGAAGUCCAUCUCACGGGUGAGAUGUUUUUGAAGGGACAGACAUUAGGUGCGUGCAAAGCGGGGACACAAAGCAUUCUGGAAUGAUAUUGUUCUGGCAUACAGUAGUACGUCUUCAUGCAACCUCUGUCCGGGAUAAGUGACGUUGUAAGUACAUGCCUACAAACAUGAGAGCGGCGAGGGGAUCUCCAAGUUCCCAUGCAGAUUGUGGUUUCGAAUAUGUUAAUGGCAGCAUUAGGCCUUAUUGGGGAUAGCCCAACCCUAUUUAUGGGAACAUAUACUUAGCUUAAUGGAAAAGAGAGCUGUCAACAGAAUUUCUUGUGCAGAAAUUUUUC